AUGUCUCGCAACUUCCACCCCGUCAACGCCAACUCGCCCUCCACCACUACUCUCACCUCCGACCACGACAUUGAUCCUUCUCUUGAGGACAACAGCAACAAUAAUACCAUCAUCCAACCCUAUCUCUUUCCCCCAGGCGUGUCUACCAAUACCAGCUUCAACAGCAACGAUCAAACCCUGGUGGACAACUGCUCCAACAUUGAGGUCUCACAGCUUGUCACUGAGGCAAACCGCUUCUGGGGCAAUUGCUCAACGACCAUCCCCAGCAUUGAGACAGGUACAUCAGCUGCAGAAUACCCAGCCACAUACAGGAUGGGUAACUAUGACCAUGGCUAUGGUGAUCAAAACAUGCACGAAACAUCCGUGCCAUACGGUCCGUGCGACCACUUUCAGGUGGCCGGGACAGGAAUGGACAUGGGAAUGAGAAUAGCUGGCAUGAAAGGAGAGGACGAGGAUGACAUGUACAAUGCCAACCAAGCUUCCAUGCUUGCCGCGCUGGGCAUGACUCACCUUGAUGAGGGAGGAUCUCAUGCAGUGGAUGAUGACGCCAAAACUUCAUCGUCGGUUACAGUUGACGAUGAUCCUGAGUGGAAGGAGUGGAAGAAGUGGAAUGAGACGGACGCGAAUGGGGGAGUUAGAUUACCCUCGGAAGAAAGGAUGGACCAAGCAGGUGUUGCUACUUGGGUGGAUAUAGACCCUGAGGAGAGGAAGACAAACGAGGGAUUCAUGUCCUCGAAGGAGAAGAUGGAUCAAGCAGGCGUUGCUGCUUGGUUGGAUAUGAACCAUGAGGAGGACCAUGGGGUCUUCCAACAUGAAGAAGAGGAUGACUAUGACGAAGAUGAGACCACAUCUUACGGAUCCGACGAUGACAUGAUGGAAAUGGGGGAAGAGACGGAGUAUUAUGAAGAGGAAGAGGAGGUUGUCAACGUGGUCGAGGGCCCUUCAAGACAGGUUCUUAUCAGUUCACAGACAGGAGCUGUUGCCGAGUACGAUACAGCAAGCUUUGGAUGUGACUUUGAGGCAGAGGAAGAAGAAAAAGAAGAAGAGCAACACAACGAAGAAAGAUGGGGUGGAGACAGACAACCUCGUCCCUCCCCCUUUCCUUGCUUCUACGACGCUCGAUCGGGGCUUAUUAUCGAUAUUUCCUCAUCCGAAAGUGACGCCGAAGAGACCAUGUCAGAUCCCUCUUCCGACGAUGAUGUCGAAGAAACCAUGUCAGAUCCCUCUUCCUCAUCCACAUCUUCCUCCUCAUCACCAACCUCAGAAAACCCCCAAGCAUACGCCCUCCCCUGGCCCACCUCACCGUCCAACCUCAGCACUAGCACUACCACCAGCAGCACCAGCGCCAGCACCCCGACAGAGACAUCACCACCGCCAUCAUCACAACCUGUUCGACCCUCAUCAUCCACGCCCUUCACCCUCCUCGCCGACCUGCACACCCACCUCAGCAGCGCCCCAAACCACCGCGCCACGCAUCUCCGCAACCUAGCCAACGAAAUCUCCAACACGAUGUACUUCGUCAACAGCCGGACAAUCUCCGGGGACUUCAGCGCGGAGGACGCAGCGCCCGUAGACCGGGUAAUGCGGAUCGUGCGCGAAGGGGAGUUGAAGAUGCGGUACCAGGAGCGGUAUGAGCGGCAGAAGGGGAAGCUGGUGAAGCGGGAGAGGAGGGUCGCAGAGCGGGAAGACCGCGUGAGUAAGAGGGAGGAGAUGGUGAGUCGGCGGGAGAUGGGGGUUGCGGGGUGGUGGGAGGUAUGGAGGGAGAGGGGGAGGGAGGUGUGGGAGGGGGUGGAAGGGGAGAUGGAUGGGGGAAAUGGGGAUGGGGUCAGGAGGAAUGCGAUGGAUACGUUGCAGAGGACGGUGAGGGUUACGAGGGAGGUUGUGAGGAGGAUGGAUAAGUUGAUUGAUGAGAGUGAGAUUAAUGUUGAUGGCGAUUGUGAUGUUGAGGGGGGAGUUGAGUUGUGA
Molecule: messenger RNA, 1965 nt
Organism: Aspergillus luchuensis
Lineage: Eukaryota; Fungi; Ascomycota; Eurotiomycetes; Eurotiales; Aspergillaceae
Exons: 1
Coding region: 1-1965 (654 amino acids)
Source: RefSeq, a predicted model, not a curated record